GGUAUUAGUGUUAGCUUUUCAAAUCACUUUCUUAUUGAUUCUUACUGCAUUGACUCGGUCGAAGUUUACAUCGUUCAUCUGCAAUCUUCCACGCGUACACUCAUCUUUCGCCUUUGAACUUGCUGCUGGAAAGUGCUAGUGUCUUGUUGAUUCGAUUUCACCAUUCGUAGGGAUUUUUAAAUGCAAGAGGAGUGUGUGGGCGGUGUCUGGGUUCCGGCCCCCAUCGCCGCCCACAUUCGUAAGGAGGAGCUCGUGCCAUUUUCCUACACAAAACCCAACGUAAAGUUCCUCCUGAGUCGGGCGAGACAAAAAUUACCAAAGGCAAUCGCUUUCAAACUUGGUGCACGACGACCGCAGAAGGCGGUCUUGGAAUGUGGAAAAUUUGACAAGUGGAUAGGAAAUAUUCGAAGCUCUCUGGUAGAAGCAUUACCGCUGGCAAAGAAGGACAUGGCGCAACCGGUGCAUCUACAGUAUAACUCUCCAAUGCCUAUUUAUUCUAGGGAAACGGCUGAGGAGCAAUACAGACAGCAAAUCGGUGGUGGUUCGACGCCGAUUCCAAUGCCAUCCGGAGAUAAACAUUUCGAUCCAGCUAAAAGCGCUACACUAAAGCUGUUAAAGGAAGGAGACGAAGGACACUUCGGAGAACAUUUCUUCGAAAAAAUUGCAUCCGUCGAAGCUCCCAAGCAAAUCCCUCAAGAGGAGCCAGACUGGGCCCGUUAUGCUCGGGAGAAGAGCGAACGAGCCCGUUCCAGAACACCGGCCGAUCCUUCUCAACAUCAUACACCAGCGACAACGCCGACCUAUUACUAUGAAGGUAGACGUCCAGAAUCGUACCAUGAACGGCAGCGUGAAACGACUCCACACGAAUUCAUAGACAAGACUAGGACUUACACGCAUACAAAUCAACCUCGGUGGGGUCCAUCCUAUUCUCAAACGCUGCCCAACCGACGACGGGUCUACAGCGAGACGAGAGAACGAACCCCCGGCUAUGAAUACGGCGGAUUGGACUACACCAAAGGUUUGCAUUUCCCGGCUGCACCCUACGACUAUGUAUUUAAUCGACGUAGCCGAGCUGACGACCAGCAGCGCCGAUUCAGACCCGGCUACGAACUGGGUGGCAGCGAUUUCGGCAAAGGAGGAUACAUAUCUGAUGGUCCAUAUCAUGGGCAUGGUCCAGACCCUCCUCGACUUCGACCGCACUACUCGGCCGAUCCCCGUUCCGCAUGUAACUCGUACUAUGCUCCCAAUGUGGAUGAAGUGGACGCCAAUCUGCUCGUCGGUGACACCAUCUCCAACCAAAAAAUUCGCCAUGAGAACCGCCACAUCAACCAGAACGAGUUUGGCACCAGCUUUGCGCCACCGGGCGGCUUCAAACGGGACCACACCUAUGUGCGACGUCCGUCGGCUCCUCCUGAGCCGGUGACGUUUAGUCUCUCGGCCAACAAGAACCGCUACGGUUACGGCUCCACCGGCAACAUCUCGUACCAGCCUCGAGAGCGCGACUCGUGGCGGCAAAGUCAGAUCAACGGCGGCGAGAAGGAGGUCAACGUACAAACACUGCUUAACGACGAUGUGCUGAGGAAACGGGAACGUUCCACAACCCCCACAUGGCGUGAUCACAGUGUGAGCAAACAGGAGGCAUGGAUGCACCGCUCUGAUCCACGGCUCAAUCGCAAUCAGAUCUACCCUUCUCUGAGCAGAAAUUUCGAGGCAAUAAACCAAAGAGUGUUCACUAAUGAACCUAACUGGUCUCGCACAGUGCAGCAACGUCGCAAUGCAUGGGAGCAGAAAGCUUAUGAUACAGACGCUCGGGUCAAUCUGCCGGCUUCGGCUAAGGUACCACCGCCACAGCCGCCGGCUUGGCAUAACAAAGCAGCUAAAACUCAUAACGUUUGGCAGCAAGCAGCCGAUACUAUGAGCCAACCACAACAGCAGUCUUAUGAGACGAACUACUACAGCAGUGGUGGCGACUCUCAUAAGCAGUAUCGAGCCGAGUAUCACCACGAAGAGCGUCGUUCUGAGUCGCAGCAGAGUCAGCAGCAGCAGUAUCAGCAGCGCCGGGAAGAACAGCAGUACACACAAGCUGUCCCGGUGCAGCAGAGCUACAUCAGCCCAAAUACUGCGAAUGGGACCAAUGCUGAUCUGCUAUUGAACUCAGGUCCUAAAUAUCCAGGAUCACACUACGAGCAGUCAAGUCAGUAUAGUAAGAGCUACUCGUCUUCCACUCAGCAACAGAAUGUACCCCAGCAGGAACCAAUUCCACUGUCUGGUCCCGGACAGACGUAUAGCUAUAGUACGGAGACAAGGACUACCACUACUACUCAAGGGGGUCCAGUAAAUGGCAGUUUCCAACAGAGCAGUUAUAACCAGUCAUCCUAUUCAACAGAUCAAUCAAAGUCUAUCCCGGUUGAGAGAAGAAAUGAGGAGAGUAGUUAUCAGAAGUCCGUUACGGAGAACACUCGUUCCGUUCUUCCAGCUCCGGCUCCACCACAGGCAACAGUAGAGGAAGAAAGGUUCAAGAAAAUGUUUUCGUCGGAACAAGCUCGGAAUGUUCCUAUUCAGCAGACGUACACCACCUCUGAGGGAAGCCACUUCCAAAAGAACACAACCACCUCGAAAGAGGAAACGCACGUCAUACCAAUACAGCCAGCUCGCUCAGAGAUUAAGGAAAGCUACCAGAGAAGCGAGACAUCGAAGUCGGAGACUACCAGUCGGGCAAUUCCUGUGCAGCCCGUAAGCAGCAUCCAGGAUUCUCAGAACAAAAUGUUCACAUCUUCGUCGACUACACAGCCGUUGACGGUCGCCCCACCUCCGCAAGGCUACACUACAAGCAGCAGUUACCAUACUGAGACUCAUACCACUCAGCCACCAGUCGUCAUGCACUCUCCUGGCGGUUCAUACAAGAGUUUCCAAAGCUCGCACUAUUCUAAGCAGGAGAAAACAACAUCUACAACAACUACACAGCCUCAAACCAUCCGUACUACAACCCUGCCAAUUACCAAAACUACGACUUAUGAUUACCAGCAGCAAGCUAUGCCGACACCGCAGCCUGCACCGCAAAUGACUCAGUCGAGCUUCACGACUCAUACCGAAAAGACUUCCACUACCACCGCUGCUCCAAUCCAACCAGCUCCAAUGCCACGGUCCAACUACGAGGCUCAGUUCAGCAGCCAUAGGGAAGAGUCCCGCCGCGAAGAAACAAGUCGUCCAACAUCUCAACUCAGUCAGUACAGCGAGCAGAGGAGCUACAAACGCAAUGUGGAAGAGAAAACUGAAACAAAGACAAUCCCAGCCACUACAAGUAUUCUGACUUCGGAUGCUAAUAAGACUUUCACUGCCCAAGAUGUGUUCAACAAGAGAGAAGAGAUGAACGAGACCUUGCCUCUAGGAAGCAUCAGCAACACUCGUGCAAACACUCAGGGCGAAUAUCGUGACCUUGAAGGUCAUGAUGUGUCUUAUAAACGCGAAACUCAGACUGCUGUCGAUCCGGGAAAAGAAUACGCUCUUCUAAAGGAGGAGGAGAGAAGAGUGGUUGAAAAGGAUCUUGAGCCGGGUGUUAUUUCAAGGCAUGUGACAACUAAAUAUUACAAGAAGAAGACCGUAACCGACACCACAACGACUACCAAUCCCUAGAGGAAUCCUCAAAAAUCAUGCCCAACGGAUAUGAAAUUUUACUAGUGCCUAUACGACAAUGCUUUCUAUAAAUUUCAGAAAUGCUUUUGAACACUUCAUACUUGCCUUUUGCUCUGCCAUUCUCGAAUCUGAACAUUUAUUUCUAUGAUUUGCAACAUUAGCAUAAAUCUUUGCAUUUCGG
Cylicocyclus nassatus is the source of this 3814-nucleotide messenger RNA. The record is from the annotation of a GenBank genome assembly. NCBI's taxonomy places the organism in Eukaryota, Metazoa, Nematoda, Chromadorea, Rhabditida, Strongylidae.